This is a messenger RNA of Musa acuminata AAA Group (dessert banana), 3229 nucleotides long. RefSeq names its product putative kinase-like protein TMKL1. Gene Ontology annotation, molecular function: ATP binding; protein kinase activity. The transcript has 2 exons. The coding region runs from base 293 to 1396 and encodes 367 amino acids. Lineage: Eukaryota; Viridiplantae; Streptophyta; Magnoliopsida; Zingiberales; Musaceae. The record is from RefSeq and is a predicted model, not a curated record. Gene Ontology annotation, biological process: protein phosphorylation.
UUUCUCCUCUCUCUGUGUAUCUCUCUCUCUCUGAGACCAGUUUCCGGAAGUGGAAGCUUUUUCGUUGGUCAUCCAAGAAAACUCCAUCCAAAGCCUCCCUUGCACCAAUAAAGAAACCAUCUUUUCUAUGUUUUCUUAUCCUUUUAGCUUCUCCCUGUUCUAACACCUCCAACCUCUUCAAUCCCUAAACUGAGCCCGAUCCCUGUUCGAGAUUCUACAUUUCUCCUUGAAUCUCAAGAAAAUGGCAAGUAUCCGGGUUUCUCGCGGUUAGGUCGAGGUUGGCGAGCCUAACAUGGAGAGGAGCCACAAGAUCAAGCUACUUCUCGGUUUCCUCUGCUCAUUCCUUGCCCUCCUUGUCUUGUUGGCAUUGUGCCAUUACUUUCGGAAAAGAUUAAGGUGGCGAGGGAGGCGCAAAAGCGAGUCCUUGGAGGUUGGCGACGAGAGAGGAGGGGCUGGCGCGGAGGAGGAGGGGGAGGAGGAGUUGGAGGCGGAAGGGCUGGUGAAGUUCGCCGGGGCCGAGAGCUUGACGGUGCACGACAUCUUGGAGGCGCCGGGGGAGGUAGUCGGGAAGUCGAGCUACGGGACGCUGUACAGAGCCAGAAUCGAGCGGAGCGGCUCGGUGUUGCUGCUCCGGUUCCUGCGGCCAUCUUCCGCCGGCCGGACCGGAGAGGUGCUGCUCGUGGCUCGGGCGCUGGGGGCCGUCCGGCACCCGAACUUGGUGCCGCUGCGCGCGAUGUACGUGGGACCGCGAGGGGAGAAGCUCUUCUUGCAACCCUUCUAUGCCGCGGGGUCUCUGAAGCAGUUCUUAAGAGCUGGUGUUGCUGAAGCACACAGAUGGGACAUCAUUCUUAAGCUAUCCCUUGGAAUUGCCAAGGGGCUGGAUCAUCUUCACACAGGAUUGGAGAAGCCCAUCGUGCACGGCAAUCUCAAGACGAACAACAUUUUGCUAGAUGCAGAUUACCAGCCUCACCUUGCAGAUUUUGGCUUGCAUCUUAUGUUGAAUCCAGCGGCAGCCCAGGAAAUGCUCAAAGCCUCUGCAGCUCAGGGAUACAAAGCCCCUGAGCUGGUUAAGCUGAAAGAUGCUAGCAAAGAGACUGAUGUCUACAGUUUGGGAAUAAUCUUAUUUGAGAUGCUCGCUCAAAAGGAUCCCAUUAACAUCAACUUGUUACAGUCCAAGGAUUUCCAUCUUCCAAUCUCAUUAAGAAACUUGGUUCUUGAUCAUAAAAUCUCAGAUGUCUUUGACUCCGAGCUCCUAAGCCAGAGUUUAGAUAAAAAUUCUGGUAAGGCGCAUGGUCUACUGAUGCUUUUUCAACUGGCAAUUGCUUGUUGCUCUCCUUCGCCUGCUUCGAGACCAGAUACAAAGCAUGUUAUUUCACGGCUGGAAGUUAUUGCCUGAAGAUGAGUUCUCUAUUCUGCCAUGGUAGCAAAGUACUCCGUUGUUAUCAACAAUCAUUGUUCAUUCAGCUGUGGUGGCAUAGCACAUCAUCCUAAUGGCAUUAUGACAAAAACCUCAGGUUGUCGAAAUAGAGGUGGGAAAUCUUUUAAUUUGUGAUCUGGAUGACAGCAUGUUGUUGGGAAAGUGGUAUCCAAUGUGAGCUCGGUUGUUGCUGAGGAACCAUCAGCAGUGUGGAUCUUGGGAUUGACUUAUUUUGUAUUUUUACAGAGAUGGACAAGGAACUUUAAAUGCUUGAAAGAUUGAACUUUGGCUACAUUUGGAGGACUGCAUGAGCUGGACAGUCGGGUUGUGCAAGGAUGUGAAGCCAAGAAAGGGCAAUGACAACUGCAUUCACCUCUUCUGAGCUCCCAGUUUUAUUGAUCUGACUCAACUGUACUCACCAUACUGUAGAUGCAUUAGUGGAAUCUUCUCUUGUUUAAGGUAGUAGCCUCCUGAUUUGCUGAAUAGAACAACAGAUGUAAAGCAUGGAGGAAUUUCCCUUGUUAUAAUUAAAGCUGUCAUCUUCCCAAGGCAUUAGGCAUGAGCAGAAACUUGUCCAUAAGAGUUAGGCUAUGGUCUUUAUCUUCAGUUGGGUGUGGUUUUUAAAUGUUGACAUGCGCUUGAAAAAGUGGUGGUGUUGCAGAGAUUCCCUGCUCUACUGAUACCGACUUGAAUUGACCAGCUCCAAAAGUUGUCCUAAUUAAUUCAAUGCGUUUCUGUAUAUUGAUUAAUGGAGUGGUCCAGAAUGUCAUCUCCACUUCCUUGUUUUGUUUGACUCCAGUGAAGCAAUAUUGUAUCAUCUUAGAUAGCAAGUUAUGAUGAGGGGUGGCUCACUUAACAGCAGGCACUACAACUAUUUCUGAGCAAGUAUUUCUCAACCAAGUGGCUGUCUGAAUCACAACAUUAUCCUACAACUAUCUAUGUUUCAACAAAAUGGGCUGCAAGGUUUAAGGGUUCAGUAGAAGGCAGCAGAAGAAGAGCUUUUCCAUAUGACAUGUAUAAAAUCCCAGACUCUUUUGCAGCUUUUGCUUUGAGUUUUAAACGAUGUCCAGCCCUUGAUAACACAACACAAAGGACAGUGGAAAGUGAUUCAACCAGCAGGUGCUCCACUUGGUAAUGAUGGUAGGGACAUUAUGGCCACCAUCAUUCUAGUAACUGGCAAAGCUGCAAACUCAACAAGCUCAGUGCUCCUCCUUUUGUGGCAGUGCAUACUUGGACAAUCAUGCUUGGACCAGGUUAGUGCUGGGAGCUUCAACUCUGGCUUUCCAUUACUCGAAACUCAAAAAGUUUCUACAUAUUAAGUUGAGUUGAACUUAAGAUCUCAGAUGGUUACAAAGUUAAGAAACAAUUGUUAAUACCUAACUGGUGAUGCCUUUCUCUACAUAAAGGUAAACAUUACUUCGUCUCUUGUCCAGUUUGCAGUGGACCAAAAGUGUAAGAGCUCAAACAAGGUUGUUGCGAUGGUGCAGAACUGUGUCAUGCAAAUGAUUCUUGUUACUAAGAAGAGAGAUGACGACAGUUCAGCAAAUAUUGAUAUUACUCGAGAUCUGUAGCAUGGUGAUGUGUUUGUAUUCACCAUCAGGUUCAAUCUUUGUCUCCCUGCUAUUGAUUUCGGGAGAUGAAGAAACAAUGAUAAGCAGCAAAACCCUGGCGAUCGUCACUGCUAGUAUGGCUUGUGGUAGCAAGCAAGCAAGGUAGAACUCAUGAUCCUCUAGCUCUGAAACUUUUACUUGUGAUAGUAAAAGUAUCAUUCAUUUGCCAAGUUCUUAGCUCAAGCCCAAAAGCAAAGAAGCC